This is a messenger RNA of Didymodactylos carnosus, 1566 nucleotides long. NCBI's taxonomy places the organism in Eukaryota, Metazoa, Rotifera, Eurotatoria, Philodinida, Philodinidae. The record is from the annotation of a GenBank genome assembly.
AUGUCGGCGUGUUCAGAUACGUUAUGUCCACCGCCACAUUUACCACCAGAUUCACCUGGUUCAGCAGUCUCAUCUCGAUUACAGAACGAAUAUGAUGAUAUUUUAUUGCGUGCCGUAUUGAUACCAACUUCUUAUCCUGAUGAUUUAACAAAUACGAACGAAAUACCGUCUGCUGUUAAUGGUCGUCGAACACCGACAUCGAGAAUUGAAAAAACUAAUAUUGAUUUGAUUGAUUUGAAUAGUCCGACACAACAACACACAUUAGAAAAUAGUAGAAUACGUGAUGGUCCGUUAAAUUCUUUGCUUUCUUCAAUGGCAGCCACAUCUGCUAUUUCCAUGACAGACCAACAAAAACGGCAGCAACAGCAGAAGGAAAACGAUGAAAAAAUUCAUAUUGGAGGAUGUGGUAAUAGUAUUGAUCAACAUCUUGCUAGAUACUCCGAAUUAAUUGCAGUGGAUAUGGAAACAAAACCAUUAACAGAAAAAAUGGAUCAUUGGUAUCUUGAUUUUAAAAAAAGUUUAACGAACGAAAUUGAAAAGUUACGUUUACAAUUUUUGGAAGAAGCACAACAGACUACACUUCGUGAAAAACAAAAACAAGCAAAAGAAUAUAUACGUUUAAAUCAAGAUAUUAAAUUAAUGAAAGAUAUGUUAACAAAAUAUGAAUUAACCAUUGAACAAAAAGAUCAAGCUCAAACAAAUUUAAAUAAAGCUCUCAAUUUACUUUAUUCAAAAACUGUGGGCUAUCGUCGAUAUUAUGAAUGGCGUACGACAUAUGCUGAUAAACGUCGUCAAAUAUUCACUGAACAAUUAGCUAAACGUUACUAUGAACAAAAAUUAAAACGUCAAGCAAUGUUAAAAUGGAAACAAAUGACUGAACGACAAUGGAAACAGCGUUUUGAGACAGCAUGUGAAAAAAAAGCAAAAGAUAUUUGUUUGGAAAUAGGUAAUGAUUAUGAAUUAAAAUGUACACAAUUAGAAUUACAAUUGGUACAAGCAAAUGAUGAAAUUGCUCGUUUAAAACAAGAUCGAGAUACUCAAGAUGAAACAAUGAAAAAAGCUUUUAUGAGAGGUGUUUGCGCAUUAAAUUUAGAGGCUAUGAGCGUAUUUUUGAAAAAUACGUGCGAUGGUGAACAACAACAACAAAAUAUCAAUAAUAAUAGUAGUGUGAUAGAUCAGGUAAAACGAACAACAUCCAAUGAAUUAUUAACAGAUAAUAGUACUGUUAGACAAUAUUCAUCUGAUGAACAACCGUGUAUCACAACCACAACAGAUGAACGAGAUACAAGUUUAAAUAGUAGUCACCAUAGACCAUACCAUUCAUUUCCCACACAUGUUUAUAAAGAAUUUUUACCGAGUACAAUUUAUAGAACUGGCGAACCACAUAGACAACAACAUGAACAAAAAGUAGGAAAAAAUAAGCGUACUAGUAGUGCUGGUACUAAUGAAAAUCGUUAUAUUGCGUCUCGAAAACGCCAGAAUUAUUCGUCUCGUCAUCCAUCAAGUGGUAGUGGUAACAAUAUUGUUGUUGAACGUCACGCUCCAAUUAACAAUAUUCGAUCAUGA